AUGAGAGAUCCUAUGCAUCACCACUCUCUUUUUGAACAAGAAAGGGGGUUGAAACUACAACUAGAGAAGUGGGUACUAGUAGAGGAGAGCAUGCUCAAGCAGAAGUCUAGAGUCCAAUGGCUCAAACUUGGGGAUGCUAACAAUGCUUACUUCUUUGCAAGCAUGAAGAACAGAAUAGUACAUAACCAGAUAAGGAGAUUAGAAACUGCUGAGGGGCACACUAUUAUAAAUCACAAGGACAUUGAGGCAGAAGUCACUCAUUUUUGCCACAGGUUACUUGGAUUAUCGACCACAAAGAUCUAUGUGGUUCAGCAAGAUGUUAUGGAGGAAGGUUGUAAACUAACGAGGGCCCAACAACUACAAUUAAUAGGCCUUGUUAGCAAAGAGGAAAUCAGUAAUGCAUUAAAAGAAAUUAAUGACCAAAAAGCUCCUAGAUAUGAUGGAUUCAACUCUCUUUUCUUCAAAAAGAGCUGGUGCAUAGUCGGGGAGGAAAUCACAUGUGCAAUCCAAAACUUCUUUGAUACAACAACAAUAUUUAAGCCAAUCAACUAUACAUCAGUGACUUUGAUUCCAAAAGUCAAGAACCCACGGCAGGUCAAGGAAUUUAGACCCAUCUCGUGCUGCACAGUGUAA
Molecule: messenger RNA, 633 nt
Organism: Nicotiana tabacum (common tobacco)
Lineage: Eukaryota; Viridiplantae; Streptophyta; Magnoliopsida; Solanales; Solanaceae
Source: RefSeq, a predicted model, not a curated record